Rotaria sordida is the source of this 2388-nucleotide messenger RNA. The record is from the annotation of a GenBank genome assembly. NCBI's taxonomy places the organism in Eukaryota, Metazoa, Rotifera, Eurotatoria, Philodinida, Philodinidae.
AUGAAACUGGUAGAAGAAUUAGUAGGUGGCACAAGUAAAAAACAAAAUUGGAAAGGUUUAGGUAUUGCAUUUAUUGUUAUUACAAUUAUUUGUCUAUUUAUUGCUGCAGCAAUUCUUCUUACAACCAUUCAACGAACAACAACUCAUAAUGAACUUCUUAUAAUUAGUGAACAAGAUAUACUUAAUAUAAAAGUACCUAGACCUUGGAAUGGUACAUGGAUAUCUGAUAAAUAUUUUUCAUAUUUCGAUACAAACGAUUCUAUAUGGAUUUAUAAUUGUGAUACACUGAAAGAAGAAUUAUUAUUUAAAAGAGAUAUUAUACAACAAGAAAAUAUUGGUUAUGGAAUUGUUUCACCAUCAACAAAAUAUAUUCUUAUACCUAUUAGAAAAGAAAAAAUUCGUCCAUAUUAUACUGAAUAUCAAUAUGAACUUUAUGAAAAAUCGAAAAUAAUUGCACCAAUAACAUAUCCUGAUGAUCAAAAAAUAUCUUUAUCAGCUGUUUUAUAUUCUCAUUCAGAUCAUUUAUUUGCUUUUAUUUAUAAUUUUGAUGUUUAUGUAUAUGAUAUAACUCAGAAAACAAGUUACAGAGUAACAACCGAUGGAAAUCGAGAUACUAUUCAUAAUGGUCUUGUUGAAUGGAUUUAUGAAUAUGAAAUUUUCAAUCAAAAUAUUCUUUUAUUUUGGUCACCAAAUGAUCAUUAUUUAGCUUUUAUUAAAAUAAAUCUAACAAAAUUACCAAAAAUUCAUUAUUUAAAAUAUGAUUUAACAUGGGAAAAUGAUGAUCAAUAUUCUAUACCAUAUCCAAAAUAUGGUGAUCUACUUCCAUUACUUGAUGUUUGUAUUUUUGAUAUUAAGUCAGGAAAAGUUAUUUGUGUACCACGACCCAUCGAAUAUGGAAAAUUAAAAAAAUCUGAUGUAUACAUCUAUCAUGUUGUUUGGUGUAGUGAUACAUGUUUAUCUAUUGUUUAUGGUAAUCGUAUGCAAAAUUCAAGUGUAAUUCAAUUAUAUGAAAUUUCAAAUGAUAAAGUAAAAUUAAAAUCAAAAUUCAUUGAAGAAACAAGAAAAUCUUUUUUAUUAUCACGUUUUCUUAAACCAUAUUUUUCAUCAUAUGGUACAUAUGCUUAUAUAAUACGUUUUGAUCCAUUACAUAGUAGUAAAUCAAUACAAAAAGCUUUUCCACGUGUUGUACGAAUACAUUUUAAUCAAACAUAUCCACAAAUAGAUGCAAAAUUACCAGAAGAAAUAAAUGCAGAUGAAAUAAUUCAUGUUGAUAAUUUGGGUCAAGUUUAUUUUACUGGAUCACGUCACAAUGAUUCAUUAGGAAAACAAUUUUAUCGAUGGACUUAUUCAAAUUCAAAAUCUGAAAUUGAAUGUCUAUCAUAUAAUGAAUCAUGUGGUUAUGUAAAUGCUCAAUUUAGUCUUGGUAAUGGAACUUAUUAUAUACUUGAAUGUUUUGGACCAUCAAUUCCUUAUUCAACAUUAUAUAAUCGAAAUAAAAAACUUGCAUUUAUUAAUGAUAAUGAACUAUUUGGAAAAUGGGCAAAUAAUCGAUUAAUGCCUUAUAUUGAUUAUUUUACAGUACCAUUAGAUGAAAAAAAUACAGUUGGCAAUGGAAUGAUUAUUUUACCACCGAAAUAUAAGCCGAAUGUCACAAUUAUAUCUGAUCCUGUUAUUGUAAUAAUAAACCAUCGGUUAUUUGAUCAACGUGUAAAUAAAAAAUAUGUUGUACCAUUUUCAGAAUUUAUUCAAGUUAUACAUGAUAAUAUUAGUAUUAUUAUAUUUGAUGCACAUGGUAGUAUGGGACAAGAUGAAAGUUAUUUAAAAAAUAAUUAUCAGGAUUGGUUUGAACGACAAUAUGAAGAUUAUAUUAAACUUGUACAACAUCUUAAAGGGAAUGAAAAAACCAAUAAUCGAAUAUUCACUAAUGCAAAAUUUGGACUUAAAGCACAAGGUCCAGCUGCUGUUAUAGCAUUAAAAUUACUCGAAGAAAAUAAUGACGAGAAAGAACUAUAUUCAUGUGCAUUUCUUCGAUCACCUGUUAAUAAUUUAUCUCAUUAUCAUGCAAUUUUUAGUGAACGUAUUAGUGGAUUAAACGUUAAUGUAAAAUCUUCUCAUCGAUUAAAUAUUCGAAAUAACAGUUUAGCUAUUGUUCAUGGAACAGCAGAUGAAGUUGUACAUUUUAAACAUUCAGCAACAUUAACUAAAUCUUUAAUUGAUAGUCAUAUUCGAUUUGAUUUCAAAGUUUAUCCAGAUGCUGAUGAUCAUUUUGAAUUAGAUCCAACAUUAUAUAAUGAUGUAUUCAAUUUUCAACGGCGAUUUUUUCGAGAAUGUCUUGCUGAACGAAUAAAUGAAAAACCAAAAGUAAUUCCACCAGAAGAAACUGAUUGA